This is a messenger RNA of Sinocyclocheilus anshuiensis, 623 nucleotides long. Its product is annotated as mitochondrial inner membrane protease subunit 1-like. Gene Ontology annotation, molecular function: serine-type endopeptidase activity. Gene Ontology annotation, cellular component: mitochondrial inner membrane peptidase complex; membrane. The coding region runs from base 102 to 596 and encodes 164 amino acids. The record is from RefSeq and is a predicted model, not a curated record. NCBI's taxonomy places the organism in Eukaryota, Metazoa, Chordata, Actinopteri, Cypriniformes, Cyprinidae. The transcript is spliced from 6 exons.
GAGUUCAAGGUUGACUGCAGCUGCGUAGUGAAGGUGUGAUCAAGAAAUCCAAACAUCGCGCUGUGAAUGGACACGAGUCAGGAUUUCUGAAGACUGGCAGGAUGUUUCGCGGUUUCUUUGUAAAGACGAUUAGCUUUGUCGGUUACACCGUUCAGUAUGGCUGCAUCGCUCACUGUGCCUUUGAGUAUAUUGGCGAAUUUGUGUCGUGUUCAGGACCUUCCAUGGAACCCACCAUCACUAACCACGACGUGGUUUUCUCAGAACGAGCAAGCCGUCACCUCUGUCGAAUACAAAAAGGGGAUAUCGUAAUAGCCAAAAGUCCUUUUGAUCCAAAGAUGAACAUUUGUAAACGAGUGAUGGGGCUGGAGGGGGACAAAGUCUGCACUAGUGGACCAUCAGACAUCUUUAAAACACACACUUACGUUCCAAGAGGCCAUGUGUGGCUGGAAGGCGAUAACCUUCGGAAUUCCACAGAUUCCCGAAGCUAUGGUCCAAUUCCCUAUGCCUUGAUCCGAGGCCGUGUUUGCUUAAAGAUGUGGCCACCACACAAUUUUGGCGUAUUGGCUGAAAGUCCUAACGACGGGCGCAUUUUAUGAAGAAGCUGUGUGCAUGUAUUGCAGUGU